AUGAACCGGAAAGACAUCAAAAGGAAGUCUCAUCAGGAAUGCUCUGGGAAGGCAGGAGGGCGGGGUCGGCCACGACAGGCCCGCCGCCACAAGACGUGCCCCACCCCCCGGGAAAUCAGCAAGGUCAUGGCUGCCAUGAACCUGGGAGUGCUGAGUGAGAGCAGCUGCAGCGAAGAUGAGUUACUGGAAGAAUGCAUCCGGUGCUUCGAUUCAGCUGGCAGCCUACGCCGAGGGGACCACAUUCUCAAGAUGGUGCUUACGAUGCAUAGCUGGGUGCUGCCAUCCUCAGAGCUCGCUGCCCGGCUGCUGACUUCGUAUCAGAAGGCUGCCAAAGAUGCCCAGGAGCUAAGACAGCUACAGAUCUGUUACCUGGUCAGGUACUGGCUGACCCAUCACCCUGAGGCAGUGCACCAGGAACCCCAGCUGGGAACAGUCAUAAACCGGUUUUGGACCACUGUUGCUCAGGAGGGCAACAUGGCCCAAAGGAGCCUAGGAGAUACCUCCAACCUGCUGAGUCCUGGAGGGCCCGGUCCCCCGCCUCCCGUGAGUAGCCCAGGCCUGGGCAAGAAACGGAAAGUGUCCUUGCUGUUCGAUCACCUGGAGACAGAGGAGUUGGCACAACACCUUACUUACCUGGAGUUCCGGUCCUUCCAGGCCAUCACACCCCAAGACCUGCGGGGCUAUGUUUUGCAGGGCUCAGUGAGAGGUUGUCCUGCUCUGGAGGGUUCUGUGGGUCUGAGCAACAGUGUGUCCCGCUGGGUGCAGGUCAUGGUGCUGAGUCGUCCUGGGCCUGCACAGCGUGCCCAGGUACUGGACAAAUUCAUUCGUGUGGCACAGAGGCUUCGCCAACUGCAGAAUUUCAACACACUGAUGGCAGUCACAGGGGGCCUGUGUCAUAGUGCCAUCUCCAGACUCAAGGACUCCCACGUCCAUCUGAGCCCUGACAGCACUAAGGUCCUGCUGGAGCUGACAGAGCUCCUCUCUUCCCACAACAACUAUGCCUACUACCGCCGCACCUGGGCCGGCUGUACUGGCUUCCGACUGCCGGUACUGGGUGUACACCUCAAGGACCUGGUAUCUCUGUAUGAGGCCCAUCCAGACAGAUUGCCAGAUGGCCGCCUGCACCUACCCAAGUUGAAUAGCCUCUACCUACGGCUGCAGGAGCUGACAGCACUCCAGGGACAGCAUCCCCCCUGCAGUGCCAAUGAGGACCUGCUGCAUCUGCUGACGCUUUCCCUGGAUCUCUUCUACACAGAAGACGAGAUCUACGAGCUUUCUUAUGUCCGGGAACCACGCUGUCCCAAGAAUCUGCCACCGUCCCCCUUCAAAGCACCUGUGGUGGUGGAGUGGGCCCAUGGUGUGACACCAAAGCCAGACAGUGUGACUCUGGGUCAGCAUGUGGAGCAGCUAGUGGAGUCUGUGUUCAAGAACUACGACCCAGAAGGCCAGGGCUCUAUCUCUCUGGAGGACUUCGAGCGGCUGUCAGGCAACUUCCCCUUUGCCUGCCAUGGGCUUCACCCACCGCCCCGCCAUGGGAGUGGCUCCUUCAGCAGAGAGGAGUUGACCAAGUACCUGCUCCAUGCCAGUGCCAUCUGCUCCAAGCUGGGCCUGGCCUUCCUGCACGCCUUCCAGGAGGUCACCUUCCGCAAGCCCACCUUCUGCCACAGCUGCAGCGGCUUUGUGAGCACUGGUCCUCUCUGGGGGGUCACCAAGCAAGGUUAUCGCUGUCGGGACUGUGGGCUGUGUUGUCACAGACACUGCAGGGAUCAAGUGAGAGUGGAGUGUAAGAAGAAGCCAGAGACUAAGGGUGACCCCGGCCCGCCAGGUGCACCUGUGCCAGCCACACCACUUCCUCCCGCCAGCUGUGGCUCAGAGGAAAGUCUCUCCUAUACACUGUCCCCGGAUCUGGAGUCUGGUUGCCACCUCCGCCAUGCUUGGACCCAGACGGAGGAGUCCUCCCACUCUUCCUGGGGGCCAGAGAUGGUGCCCUGCCCAGCACCAGUUUUACCAUCCAAAGCUUCCUCAAAGCCCAGCAUCUGA
This is a messenger RNA of Arvicanthis niloticus (Nile rat), 2040 nucleotides long. Lineage: Eukaryota; Metazoa; Chordata; Mammalia; Rodentia; Muridae. The record is from RefSeq and is a predicted model, not a curated record.